UGCCAUCCAUGGUGCCUGCCUGGCUGUCUGCCUGUGUGCCUGUGCCUCGAUCGACGUGACGUAUGUGCGGAUACUCGUACAUUUAUAAGACAGACAGACGGACCGGCACUGACUGCAGUGGGGGGCAGGGCAGUUUUUGAAAAGGACCUUACACACCGACCGACCGACCGACCGACCGACCAGCCGAUAUGUAUACGACAGCACGGCAACCAUCAUUCUCACCAGGCCAGGUCCACACACUCCACUCCAUGUCUGCCUUGUCCAGUCCCACUCACUGGCAGAAAGGCAAACCCACCGAUAGAUCUCGCACAUCUCACACGCGCCAUGCCAUGGGCACUGCAGCAGAUAUCGCCACAGCGGGUGAUUUGAUGUAUGGAUAAAUGAAGCUCUCUCACAGGACGUUCCAGAAAGACAGACACAUGACACGCACACAGACACAAUGUGAUAAACGAGACCAAAGGACAGUGUGUGCCACGCCCGCCACACACGACGAGAAAUGUGUGUGGGCCAUCGCCCAUCUAGAAACCGGCAAGACCUAUGACCUACCAAUCCCCUGGCUGUGGCCCUUUACUGUGGUGUGGACGUCAGCAUCUGGUCGGCCAGCUGCUCCACAGCCUGCACACCGGACAAGGCUUCCACGGGGUGCUCGAUCACACCCACUUGGUGCCUGCACACGACACCCACAGAUCGAUGUGUUGAUUGCCAUGAGGUGACUGACAUCCUGGCAGGUAGGUACUCACUGUAUGGCUCCGACGACGCCAAAUUGUCCGCCGAGGAGCCCCAGCGCGCCAUCGCCGAUGACGCCCAGGGCCAGGUCAAACUCAGCCCCGGUGUCGCCCUGCCGCGCCUUCUCCAGGCCAGCAAAGAACCCAAAAGUGGCCUUCUUCGGCUCAGCCUUCUCAUCCCUCUGCUCGGCACCUGCACGACCACCAAUGCAUAGGCAGGCCGCAUAGCAUAUCGGCGCAUAUGUGUGUGUGUGUGGUGUGUGGUGUGUGGUGUGUGUGACCUUCUUCCUCUUCUGGAAUGUCUGGCUUCUUCUCUCGGAGCGCCUCGGCCACAUCGGUCAGACCGAGGUCCAUGACUUUGCCGCCGACAGCGCCGCCAAUCAUCGCUCCAGGGGCACCACCGAGCGGCGCGCCAAUCAAGCCGAACACGAAGAUGCCCGUCGUCCGUGUGGCAAGCUGCAGUGUCUGGGUCGCACCCUGACACAGAGAGAGAGAGGGAGAGGUGCGUGUGUGCAGGGGUGCUGCACGUACCGUACCUCAGUGUCGCCAAACCCCAGGUGUAUCCCGGCGUUGAGAUGGCCGACGACGGGGCAUGCGUCGACCGUGGCAUUGACCACCUUCCAAGUGCUCCGCAGGAACUCCUUCUGCGUCUGGGUGGCAUUGUCACGCUGACCCAGCGACGCCUCUACCAGUGACCGGCACUGGGAGAUCACCACAAAGCAAACAUGGCAUGGCGGGACCGCACACACAGAUAUAUGGGAUGUCGUUGACCGCUUAGCUUACUGCUCCUGCGUGUGCCGUGCGCCAGCAGUGUCGCCUCGAAGCGCCUGCAGGGGAUGAUUUGCAGGGAAGGGAUGAAUGAGCCACGCAAAUCAAAUCGGAGGGUGAGUCCAUUGGAUCAUUUCACUCACUGCAUGAGUGCAGUGCUGCUUUUUUUGUCUGCCUGACGUACCUGGUACGCCGACUUGACCUGGCUCACGAAGGGCAGGAGAUCUGUGAGCGACUGCGUCGCCAUCC
This is a messenger RNA of Vitrella brassicaformis, 1742 nucleotides long. NCBI's taxonomy places the organism in Eukaryota, Vitrellaceae. The record is from the annotation of a GenBank genome assembly.